AAAUAAUAAUGGCAAGAACAAAAUAAACUGCAAGAAAAAGCACUGCUGGUAACAAGAAACCAACCAAACAUUUGGCUACAAAGGCUGCAAGAAAAACUGCACCAGCUGUUGGAGCUACUGGAGGUUUAAAGAAACCCCACAAAUUCAGACCAGGAACAGUAGCCUUGAGAGAAAUCAGAAAAUAUCAAAAAUCAACUGAGCUUUUGAUUAGAAAGCUUCCAUUCUAAAGAUUAGUCAGAGAAAUUGCACAUGAAUUCUAAAAGGAACUCAGAUUCUAAAGCUCAGCUGUUUUAGCACUCUAAGAAGCUGCUGAAGCAUACCUUGUUGGAUUAUUUGAAGACACCAACUUAUGUGCUAUUCAUGCAAGAAGAGUUACAAUCAUGUCAAGAGAUAUCUAAUUAGCCAGAAGAAUUAGAGGUGAAAGAUUCUGAUUAAUGAAUCAUUAUGAAUUCAAUUAAAUUAGUAAUUAUUAAAAAAAG
Molecule: messenger RNA, 479 nt
Organism: Paramecium sonneborni
Lineage: Eukaryota; Ciliophora; Oligohymenophorea; Peniculida; Parameciidae
Source: the annotation of a GenBank genome assembly